AGAAACGAGAUCAAGCAUCCUCAGUUGAAGAGACACCAUCUAACUCGACCGGAUAUGUCAAUGCGUCAUUUGUAGCGAUAGCAGAACAAACAAGGCACAGAGUGCAAGAUGACGCUAAUCCAGUACACGUUGCGGCCAGAGCUACGAAUCGAAUGGCAAAUCAUUUCAUGAGAUCACUCAAUGAGAAUGACAAUGAGCUUUUACAACACAUUCCCCUGAGGAUCAUGGCAGUGAAUAACAGGGAGCUGACCUGGAAUGACAUAUCUCUUACCUCAAAGCUGCUUGGAGAAGGACACUUUGGAGAAGUACGGAAAGGAACAAUCAUCGUAAAUGGGGAAAGGAUUCCAUCUGCCAUCAAAAUACUGAAAAGUGGUGCUGAUGAUGCUAGCAGGCAGGACUUUCAACAAGAGGUGGACAUCAUGCGUCAUGUUGGGUAUCAUCCUAACAUCGUCAACCUGCUGGGAGUCUGUAUCUAUCAGGGUCAACAGUACAUGGCCCUUGAAAUGGCAGGAAAUGGCGAUCUACUGAAGUUUUUAAGGAAGUCUCGAGUGCUGGAAGCGGCAAGUUUAACUUACGUCAACCGGCCGAACUUCGGCGGCGGCCGCACGAUGUCCACCCUUUCGCCUGUCCAGCUAUUGCGUAUUGCCUGUGACGUAGCAACUGGAAUGGACCACCUGUCGUCUAAGCAGGUGAUCCACCGUGACCUGGCAGCCAGGAAUGUUCUCCUCACAGACAGCCUGAUCGCUAAAGUAGCCGACUUUGGACUGUCACGUGGGGAGGGCAUCUAUGAACAGACUUCAAAGAAAGCGAUCCCUUUCCGAUCUACUGCACUGGAGGCACUGACUAGAAGGAUCUACACAACAAAGAGUGACGUAUGGUCUUUCGGAAUUCUACUCUGGGAGAUUGUCACCAUUGGAGGAACUCCUUACUGCGGAAUGAAAUCCAGAACAAUCCUGGGUCGGCUGCGUGAAGGCUACAGGCUACCCAAACCCAGGAACUGUGAGGCAGACAUGUAUGUUUGUUCUUAUGUUGUCGCUUAUUUUACGUACAUAGAAAACUUGCUUUUCGUUCAUUGUACAACUCAUCUUUCUGCCACAUUUCUAUCUUGA
Messenger RNA from Branchiostoma floridae (Florida lancelet), 1109 nucleotides. Its product is annotated as angiopoietin-1 receptor-like. Gene Ontology annotation, molecular function: transmembrane receptor protein tyrosine kinase activity; ATP binding. The record is from RefSeq and is a predicted model, not a curated record. Gene Ontology annotation, biological process: positive regulation of kinase activity; cell surface receptor protein tyrosine kinase signaling pathway; multicellular organism development. Lineage: Eukaryota; Metazoa; Chordata; Leptocardii; Amphioxiformes; Branchiostomatidae. The transcript has 9 exons. Bases 153 to 1109 code for a protein of 318 amino acids. Gene Ontology annotation, cellular component: signaling receptor complex.